Acaulospora colombiana is the source of this 669-nucleotide messenger RNA. The record is from the annotation of a GenBank genome assembly. Lineage: Eukaryota; Fungi; Glomeromycota; Glomeromycetes; Diversisporales; Acaulosporaceae.
AUGGCCAGAGAAGAAUACAGUGUAGUGGUUGAAAUGGACGAUGAUAACCCUAUCUUAAGGGAAGAGCUUGAAUUUCAAGAUUUCUCUUCGGGAUCUGGCGUUGGUGGGAAAAUUACCCAAGACAAACAGCAGACAUCUAGUCACACAGGAUUUAAUGAAGCUUCAUUCUUUGAGCCACACGAAACUCGUACAGAACAACAAAGUGGUCAGUACCCAUUUUGGGCGAUUGAGUACUAUGCUCAUUACUUUGAUGUGAAUACGGAUCAGGUUCUUGUGCGUGCGUUCAAGAGUCUUUAUCCUAAAGAAGAAUUUACCGAGGUAGUUGGACACAAUGUCAAUACGGAUUUAUACGGCCCUUUCUGGAUAUCGACAACUGUAAUAUUCUUGCUCUUCGUGACAUCGUCUAUCGCUGGAUCAAUUGCCGCAAUAAUUAAUGGAAACGACAAUUACAGCUAUGACUUCAAAAUUUUAUCAUUUGGUGUUGCCGCUAUUUACACAUACACCUUUGGAAUCCCUCUCUUUGUGUGGGUUGCUUUAAAAUAUUUUGGAUGCAAACCCUCACUCUUGAAUGUCGUUGGAUUGUAUGGAUACGGGUUAACCGUGUGGAUUCCAGUUUCUGUUAGUAUAUUUGUUAUCAUCCGAGAAUUCACGGUGCGACGUUUAAGCUGA